This is a messenger RNA of Magallana angulata, 3562 nucleotides long. RefSeq names its product nose resistant to fluoxetine protein 6-like. The coding region runs from base 145 to 2319 and encodes 724 amino acids. The record is from RefSeq and is a predicted model, not a curated record. The transcript is spliced from 17 exons. NCBI's taxonomy places the organism in Eukaryota, Metazoa, Mollusca, Bivalvia, Ostreida, Ostreidae. Gene Ontology annotation, molecular function: acyltransferase activity, transferring groups other than amino-acyl groups.
GAAGAUCGGGUUCGGGGAAUAAUAAAGAUCGGGAUCGGGCAAAAAUAUCAACAAUAUUUCCUCCUGGGCUGGUAUAUGUUGUUGCUUACAGUGCAGGGAUUUCUAUAAUGCUGUACAUGUACUUUGAGUGGUGAGCAUACAAAGAUGGCUUUGACACAGACUGUAUUAGGUUUGGUAGUUUUGGCGGUCUGUCACUGUUCCAAACACAGCCAGGAUAUCCCUGGAUAUCACGACCUCCUGAAGCAGGGCUUCUCCAAGCUUGUAACUAAAGAGUCUGACCAGUAUGUCCUUGACAGAUAUGAUGUUAAGACUCUGAUACAGAGAACGGUCUCAGCAGAGGCUUUACUCAGUAGGAAAGAAACUGGACUUGAUCUCUCGGCUGCUAACAUAUCAGAGUCAUGUAGUGUCGGAGUGAAGCUCUUAGAAGACGGGCUACAACAAAGAAGUUUAUGGGCCAUUAAAAUGUUGGAUUCCUUCUUCAAGAUUCCAAGUGGUGUUCUUGAUGGUGAUAUCAUUUGGCCUGGACAAUACGACGAAUGUAUUAAGAUUAACCAGGCAUUCAAUGACAGGCUAACAUACAACAUGACAUUCCUGAUUCAUGGAAAAUACUUCUUGGCUGCUCUGCUUAUUCCUGUGAAUCUUAUAAAAACUAAUUUAUCGAUGCGAGUAGGACUGUGCCUGCCUGAUGUGUGUGAUGAGACAGAUGUCAGAGAACUAUUAGAAUACUAUUUGGGUAUACUCUUUACAAAUUCAAGUUCAAAAUAUGAAGUAAAUUCUGUUUCUCACCCUGAGACCAAAUUUGAGAGGACCCCUGAGUUCAUCAUAGCGAGUGUUAUUUGCUCCGUCGUUGGAUUUCUGUUGUUAGUGGGUACACUGUAUGACAUGUUUAUUUAUCAAAGACCAGAGAAUUCAGAUAUUGUGAGUGGUAGAUUCAACAAACCGGAAAUAGAGCCACCCAUCCUGAACUCUGACACAGCCCAUCUCCUCUCUACCAGUUCUCAAGGAACACUCAUACACAGAGUGUUACACAACCGUAAGCUUGGAAAGUUUUUGCUGACAUUUUCCAUCAGUACUAAUGGCAGUAAAGUACUCAGCACUGAAGCCCCGCCCCCCACAGCGGUACAGGCUGUUAAUGGAGUACGCGUCCUCAGUAUGAGCUGGGUCAUACUCGGACACACCUACAUUUUCCUGAUCUCCAACUUCAAGAACCUUAUCCCUGUGGCCCCUGAGUUGAUACACAGAUGGACUUUUCAGAUCGUCCUCAAUGCCAUUUUCUCCGUGGACUCUUUCUUCCUGUUGAGUGGUUUGUUGGUGAGUUAUCUGACACUGCACGAGUUAGAAAAAAGAAAUGGGAAAAUCAAUUGGCUGCUAUUUUAUUUCCAUCGAUUCUGGAGGUUGACCCCUCCCUUGAUGCUAGUUCUCCUAGUGUACACAGCCUACUUCCAGUACUGGGGGUCAGGGCCUUUGUGGCCCCCAAGAUCGCCGGACUAUGACCAGUGCUCGCAGUAUUGGUGGAGGAACCUGCUGUACAUCCAGAACUUCUUCCCUCUGAGUGAGGAGUGUGUGGCUUGGGGAUGGUAUCUAGCAAAUGACAUGCAGUUUUAUGUUAUUUCCCCGCUGCUGAUAUAUCCUCUGUACAGAAAGCCACUGAUAGGAUACAUCCUCUGUUUUGCCCUGAUCUUGAUGCAGGCCAUAUAUAGGGGCAUCAUUUCUGUGAGCUUAAAGAUGACGAUGAAUUCAUCAACCAACCAGGAGAAGUUCUUUGAUGAGCUGUACCAGCGACCGUAUGCCAGGAUUGCUCCGUAUGUGGUGGGCGUUCUAACUGGCUUCUUCAUGUGGAAAUCCCGCAGACAAGUCAGAUUGCCAAGAUUUGUUGCAUUGCUGGGAUGGGUUAUUGCUCUUGGUUGUGUUUUGGCUGUGAUAUUUGGGACCACUCAUGAAAACAGAGGACACAAGAACUCCCUGUCCGUUGAUGCCCUCUACAACUCCCUGUCUGUCCUCACAUGGAGCCUGGGGGUAGCCUGGAUUAUAUUUGCCUGUAAUACAGGAUAUGGAGGGUUCAUCAACACCUUCCUGUCUGCGGGGAUAUGGUCGCCUCUCAGCCGUCUUACCUACUGUGCCUACUUGGUACAUCCAGUCAUCAUGUUUAUGUACAGUCUAUGUCAGAGAUAUACUCUCUAUGCCACAGACAUCAACAUGAUCUUCCUCUUUUUGGGAUUUUGGAUGUGUACUUAUGGUGUUGCUUUCUUUGUUUCCAUGGCGUUUGAAGCACCAAUGAUUGGCCUUGAAAGACUACUACUAAAGAAGCAGAGUUCUUAAGAUUUUUUUCUACAUUAUGAUCUGUUGCACCCUAUCCUUAAGUCUGAAUUAAAUUAAACUUUUACUAGCUCCUUUCUAGUCCAUUGACACCAAGUAAUUGAUUGAAUUUGCUGUUAGACAUAUAUAUAUAAUAUGUUACUAAUACUUAUGUUGAUAUUUGAAAAGAGUGUUGGGGUUUUAAAUAAAUCUACAAAUGAAGAAAAAAUACCGUAGCUGCAAUGUAAAAAGUUUCCUUGAAUAGAAACUUGGUUGGUCAUAAUUAUUGUUUUAGGUGUUUUAAUAUAGAUAUUGAUUCUAAAUCUUUUUUGGUGAUGAGAUCUUUUUUUUUUUAAUCUUUUAUAUUUGCAUUUGUUUUGAUACAUUCACGGGUACCAGUUUAAGUGUGCACAUACAUUUAUAUUGUUACAGUACUUAUCAAACCCAACGUAACGCCAGAGUAAACCCCAACUAAACUCCGGGUUUACUUUUGGGGCUUACUUGGGGUUUACCCCGGGUUAACUUUUGAAAAAUUUGUGUCCAGUUGGGGUUUUCUUUGGGUCCACUCAGGGUUUCUUGCAGAUUGCUUUUAUGGUCCUCUUUAAACAUUGAAAAGGGAAGAAGACCUGUCUUUUAUCUUAUUAUCUUACUGCCUGUAAUUCCCACCCCUUGUAUAUUCCAAAUACAUAUGUGGUGUCUGCCUCAGGGAUCUACUUUUGAUCAGGGUUUACUAUCUGGGUUUACUUGGAGUUUAAAUUACUCUUGGUCCACUCAAGUAAACUCAGAGUAAGCCCCGAAAGUAAACCCAGGGUUUAAUCUGGGUUUACUUUCUGUUAGGUUGGGUCUGAUCAGUACUGUGUAUUUUUCUUGUAAAAAAAAUAACCUUACUCUUUAAUAUCUCAGAACUUAUUGUUUGUUUAUUAAUUAAUCAAUAAUUUAUUAAUGCAUACACAUGUAACUUGAUGCAGGUGACAUGUACUUUAGGAUUUGUUUUAAUUAAUAUUUGUGUUUCAUUAAGGUAUAUAAUCAAUUAUAUUCAGGUACAAAAAUCAAUAUAUCAUAUUGUUGUUGUUUUUAAACAUUUUUUCAGACAAUUUUUUUGGAUGUUUUGCCAACUAGAUUUAGAUAAUAUAUAUAUUUACAGUAUAUACAUGUUAAAUUGUUAAUGAAUUUAUUUAUUUUGUGUAUAUAUAAUGUACUACAUGAUUCUUAACUUCUUUUUCUUUAUGUCCUCCAUGUUUAUAUUUUUAAGAUCAUGAUAAGCCUU